Messenger RNA from Cyclospora cayetanensis, 1245 nucleotides. RefSeq lists its product as uncharacterized. Lineage: Eukaryota; Apicomplexa; Conoidasida; Eucoccidiorida; Eimeriidae. Gene Ontology annotation, biological process: isoprenoid biosynthetic process. Gene Ontology annotation, molecular function: 2-C-methyl-D-erythritol 4-phosphate cytidylyltransferase activity. The record is from RefSeq and is a predicted model, not a curated record. The transcript is spliced from 3 exons. The annotation marks the transcript as partial.
AUGCGCAAGGCGCCAGCCCCAGCCGCGCUUCCUGGAAGCACGGGCAGGCUCUUGCCGCCGUCAGCAGCAGUACGGGCAGCAGCAACCCCACCGGUGCAAGCCUCGACGUCGGGUGAAGGCGUUUCAGCAGCUGAAGGCGUGCACGUGUAUAUUGUGCUGGCUUCCGGGGGUAUAGGGAGGCGCUGCGGCGGACUGCAGCCGAAACAAUUCCAGCCGCUGCUGUGGGGGACAGACGCAGCCUCCAUCUCGGCUGCUAAGCUCCUUUCCAUCAACAGCUGCAACAGCAGUGACACCUGCAGCGGCAGUAACACCUUCAUUUUAGAGGGUAUGGUCGUUGUUGCCGCGCCGCAGUACAGGCAUCGUCUCUUGCCCGUUUUUGAGAGGUUUCAGCAGCAGCAGCAGCAAUCCUGUGCCUUUUUAUUUGCGUCGCCAGGCGAGGAGCGGUGGGAGUCCGUUUGGCACGGGGUAGAGCAAGUCUGCAUGCACCUUCAGGAGCAGCAAGAGCAACACAAGGACGAAGAAGAAAAGCAUCAGCAGGGGGAAAGGCGCAGCCAGCAGGGGCUCCAGAAUUGUGCGCAAACCCCUGCAGCUCGCAGACAAAGAGCUCUCGAAUUCCUUCGAAUAGUUCGCUCUCAGCAACAAGACCAGCAGCAGAAAACGCCGCGCGGGGUGUACGUACUGGUGCACGAUGCAGCCCGGCCUUGCAUGCCCCCCACAGCAGCAGGAGCCGCAGUUGCUGCUGCUUCUGCUGCAUCAAGAAGCUCCGCAGUCGUGUGCUCAGCAGCAACAGACACCGUGAAGCUAGGAACGCCAAAGGCAGGCGUGUAUGGCCAUCUACCUCGCGGAGACACCCUGCUAGCACAAACUCCCCAGGUGCUGAGACUUGACGUGCUGCUUCAGGCCUUCGCCGAGCUCUUCGCGUUGCAGCAUGAGCAGCAGCAGCUACAACAAACGUCACCGCAGCACCAAAAACGCCUCCAGGAGAUUGACGCGAUCCUGCAAGGCAUUACAGAUGAUGUCUCCCUCUUGCAACUGCUGCCGAACUCAGCAGCAAGCGCGGCAGCACAAGCCAGAGACUCAGCGUGCGCCGUUGUGUUGAGCGGCGACAGCCGAGAAAACUUGAAACUCACAACACGAGGAGACAUCGCUGCUGCCGCUGCACUGCUGCUGCAAGAGGCGGAUACUCCCGAGGCGUUGCCGUGGCUGCGCCUAUUGGGCUUGAGCCACAGCAGUGGCAACAACGAC